CCAUCCCAACUCGGAAGAAGGCAUGAGAUCAGAAACAGAAUAUCUUCUACCGUCCCCGAGUUUCCUGUCUUACCACCUACUCACUAGUCUUUAUCCUACCGCCCAGUAGCUAUGGACAAUAAUCGAGAGGCAGAACAGCUGACCCCGCACCCCCGGCUCGGGUGGAUCGGUCUCGGGUCUAUGGGGAUUGGUAUGGCAAUAAACCUACAGAAGCAUCUUUCUAAACUAGGUGCUCCAAAUCUGCAGUACCACAACAGGACAAUGUCACGCGGCGAUCCCUUGGCAGAGAUCGGAGGGGUAGCACGUCCCGAAGUCGAAGAUCUUGUCAGGAACACAGACAUCAUCUUCGUGUCCCUCAGCGACGAUGCCGCCAUCAAGGCAACCCUGGACGCGAUUCUUGGCGCCACCGCACCUCUCGACCUGACGGACAAGAUCAUUGUGGAUACUUCCACCGUCCACCCACUGACCUCGGCGAAAUCAAGCGAUCGUCUUGCUGAAAGAAACGCAAAGUUUGUCGCUGCUCCCGUCUUUGGCGCUAGUCCUGUGGCUGCCGAAGGAAAGCUGCUAUGGAUCAUUGCCGGACCCCACGACGCCGUCGAGGACAUCAGCCCUUUCGUCGUUGGCGUCAUGGGCAGGGGCAUCAUACGGCUCGGCGAAGACGUGCAGCAGUCCAGCAUGAUGAAAACAGCUGGAAACUUCAUGACCGCCGGGAUGAUGGAGCUUGUCGCCGAAGCUCACGUCUUUGCCGAGAAGACGGGACUCGGCACGGACGCAAUGGAAAGGCUGAUAGAACAGCAGUACGGGCCCUUGGCUCUCUCGAUGUCGAAGCGUAUGACGACAGGGGCUUACAUGCCACCGCGCGGCGCGAGACCUUGGUCGGACUUGACGUUGGCUUUAAAGGACGUCGGCCACGGCAUCGACUGUGCGGAGAAAUCGAAUACCCGAUUGGAAGUUGGCGAAGUCGUAUUGAGACACUUGAGUGAGGCGAAAAGGUUCUCGGACGCGGAAGGUAGGCCACUCGACUCGUCAUCCAUGUACGGAGUCUUAAGACGGGAGGCUGGUUUGCCGUUUGAGACUGAGCUCAUCCUGAAGCGAGACAGCUCUGGGGUCUAAUUACUUCCGCUUGAGAGGACGAGACCUUAAUUUCUGUGUAGCAGUUGUGUUCCGGAUCUUGAUGAUAAAACCAAGUUGUUAGCGCAGUAUCAAUUGAGUUCGGCAAAAUGAAAUUUGACAGUAAGAGGCUGAUCAGGCGAUGUCGACUGUAGCGGUCGUCAUGGCCUUGCAAAAAGCAA
Colletotrichum destructivum is the source of this 1292-nucleotide messenger RNA. RefSeq names its product Putative 6-phosphogluconate dehydrogenase, NADP-binding, 6-phosphogluconate dehydrogenase, domain 2. NCBI's taxonomy places the organism in Eukaryota, Fungi, Ascomycota, Sordariomycetes, Glomerellales, Glomerellaceae. The record is from RefSeq and is a predicted model, not a curated record. Bases 112 to 1113 code for a protein of 333 amino acids. The transcript has 3 exons. Gene Ontology annotation, molecular function: oxidoreductase activity, acting on the CH-OH group of donors, NAD or NADP as acceptor; NAD binding; NADP binding.